UAAUCGCAGCACACAUUACCACGCGCCCGAAAGAAAUUGUGCGUAAAUCGGGAAGAAUAGAAUAGAAAAGAAUAGAUUUAUUCUGAAUAGUGCACAGUAAAUUUAGUGAACAUCGCAUCAGAAUGGUUCAGAAAUCGUCGGGAUUCGUCGGCUUCUUCAAAAACAUAUACUACGAUGAGUAUAAAUGGGCUCUAGUGAAGAGUGCAUCACUGUUCGUCGUCGGCGUGCGAUUUGCUCAGGAAUGUGUCGGUCUGGAACUAAUGCCAUCCGUAGCCCAUUGAAGGAAGAUAAUUGAAUAAUAGUGUAACAGUACUUUAACAAUAAAUCCUUGUUGUAUGAUGGCGUAUCCCAGACUUGUAAGCAUUUUGUUGAUUGUGGGUUGUGGUUGUUCUUUGGUUA
Messenger RNA from Anopheles moucheti, 399 nucleotides. RefSeq lists its product as uncharacterized. The transcript is spliced from 2 exons. The coding region runs from base 123 to 281 and encodes 52 amino acids. The record is from RefSeq and is a predicted model, not a curated record. Lineage: Eukaryota; Metazoa; Arthropoda; Insecta; Diptera; Culicidae.